This is a messenger RNA of Cordyceps fumosorosea ARSEF 2679, 1314 nucleotides long. Its product is annotated as Major facilitator superfamily domain, general substrate transporter. The record is from RefSeq and is a predicted model, not a curated record. Gene Ontology annotation, cellular component: fungal-type vacuole membrane. NCBI's taxonomy places the organism in Eukaryota, Fungi, Ascomycota, Sordariomycetes, Hypocreales, Cordycipitaceae. The transcript is spliced from 3 exons. Gene Ontology annotation, biological process: transmembrane transport. Gene Ontology annotation, molecular function: transmembrane transporter activity. The coding region runs from base 1 to 1314 and encodes 437 amino acids.
AUGGACGAAAAGGCAGACGAAAAGGGCAACGGCCGAGAGGAGCAAAUUCCCGCGCCGUUUCCCCCUCCAACCAGCCCGGAAGAAAAGGACGCCACCAGCGGUGACCAUGUCUUCAUCCCACCCGACGGCGGCUUGACCGCCUGGCUGCAGGUCCUCGCCAUGCUGCUCAUCAGCAUGGUUUCAUGGGGCUCCCCGUCCGCAUUUGGCGUCUAUCAGCUGUAUUACAAGGAUACCCUGAAAAUCUCGCAAUCACAGGUCUCGUGGAUCGGCUCUGUCCAGUUUCUCCUCACCUAUGGCAUGUGCACCGUGUCUGGCAGGCUUGCGGACGCCGGCUACAUUCACUCGACCGUCGCCGUCGGCGCGUUUCUUGUCGUACUGGGAACCUUCAUGACGAGUCUCGGCACCCAAUACUGGCAUUUUCUUCUAUCUCAGGGCUUAUGCGUCGGUUUUGGGCUUGGUACCAUGUUCAUGCCGCCUCUAGCCGUCGCAACCUCAUACUUUGACAAGAGGCGCACAAUGGCCGUUACUUGUGCAGCAACAGGCACCGGAAUCGGCGGUGUCGUGUUUCCAGCCAUCAUUCAAUAUCUCAUUCCCAAAGUUGGGUUUCCCUGGGCGGUUCGUGUCUCUGCAUUCGUCGCGCUGGUGGCGGCUGGUACUGCCCUGUUGCUACUUCGUCCUCGUCUGAAGCCGCGCAAAUCUGGUCCCCUCGUUGAGUGGUCUGCCUUUCGCGAGAAACCGUACCUUUUCUUCGCGAUCGGGGCAUUCAUGCUCUACUGGGCGUUAUUUUUUGCCUCAUUCUAUAUCAACAGCUUUGCUCGAAACAUCCUGGGAUUCUCCACGUCUGACUCGAUUCAGCUGCUGCUCAUUUCCAACGGCAUGAGUGUUCCUGCUCGACCACUGAUUGGCUUCGUUGCCAAUCAACAUUUCGGGGCAAUGAAUACAUACAUUGUCGUCACGGCGAUAUUCGCUGGCCUGAUGCUGGCUUGGAUCGCGGUCCAUGAUCGGGUUGGGAUGUAUAUUUUCACCGUGUUUUUUGGCCUUGCCAAUGGCUUAUGCCAGGGCAUGUUUCUCGGUGCCCUCGCAAGCCUGACGCAAAACCCGACCAAGAUGGGAAGCCGGUCAGGCACCGUUCAUACCAUCGUCGCAUUUGCUACACUUGCUGGACCACCUACGGCCGGCGCCAUCAUUGAUCGAUCUGGCGGGAAUUACACCAACGCUCAAAUAUGGGGUGGACUGAUGAUUUUUAUCGCAGCAGGGUUUUUCACCGCGUCACGGCUCUCCAAGACAGGAGCAGUUCUACGAAUCAAGAUAUAA